Messenger RNA from Scleropages formosus (Asian bonytongue), 2876 nucleotides. RefSeq names its product nuclear receptor subfamily 6, group A, member 1a (gene nr6a1a). The record is from RefSeq and is a predicted model, not a curated record. Lineage: Eukaryota; Metazoa; Chordata; Actinopteri; Osteoglossiformes; Osteoglossidae. The transcript is spliced from 11 exons. Gene Ontology annotation, molecular function: DNA-binding transcription factor activity; zinc ion binding; sequence-specific DNA binding. Bases 213 to 1679 code for a protein of 488 amino acids. Gene Ontology annotation, biological process: regulation of DNA-templated transcription.
GGGCUGUUUUCGGCGGAUGGCAGAGCGCGGAUGCAGUGUCGGGCGCUGGACGGCAGCUGACUGGGUCUUGACAGCAUGGAGCGUCCGAGCGCCCACUGACACUAUUUAAAAAAAAAAAAAAAAAAAAAGAAAAAAAACCCACGCAGAGACAGGAGUUUCGGUGUGUACAAUUAAUAAGAAAAUAACACGAAAAGGUGGGGCAGAGGCCGGAGAUGGAGGUGGAGAACCGAGCGAACGGGUUCGAGUACCCGGCGGCGGAGAGGAGCGCCGUCAAGUCCGUGUCCGGUUUCUAUCCAGACCACCCGUUGGAGGGGAACCAGACUGAUGCUAUAGAUGGAAUUAACGAAAACAACUUGGAUGACCAAGCUGAGCAACGCACGUGCCUCAUCUGUGGCGACCGCGCCACGGGCCUCCACUACGGCAUCAUCUCCUGCGAGGGCUGCAAGGGCUUCUUCAAGCGCAGCAUCUGCAACAAGCGCGUCUACCGCUGCAACCGCGACCGCAACUGUGAGAUGUCCCGCAAGCAGCGCAACCGCUGCCAGUACUGCCGCCUGCUCAAGUGCUUGCAGAUGGGCAUGAACCGCAAAGCCAUCAGGGAAGAUGGGAUGCCUGGAGGACGGAACAAAAGCAUUGGACCUGUGCAGAUCUCGGACGAGGAGAUCGAGCGCAUCAUGUCCGGCCAGGAGUUCAAGGAGGAGGCGAGUCUCCCCGACCACAGCUGGAGCAACAACGGCGACAGCGACCACAGCUCCCCUGGCAACGGCGUCUCCGAGGGCAACCAGCCCUCCCCGGCCUCCACGCUCUCAUCCACCCGCUCCAUGGAGAUGAACGGCUACGUGGCGGCGCUCAGGGACCAGUACAUGGGCACGCCGGUGGCGCAGCACUACCAGUUCCUGCCGCAGCUCUUCAGCUACGCCGCGGCGCAGUCGGCCCUUCUGCCAGCCCAGGCCCGCGGUCUGUACCCCCAGUCGCAGACGCUCAUCGCCCAGCUGGUGGCCGCCGAGGACCUGGCCCCCCUGAGCACCCCCAUGCUGAUCGAGGACGGGUACAGGGUCACGCAGGUGGAGCUGUUUGCGCUGCUGUGCCGGCUGGCGGACGAGCUGCUCUUCCGGCAGAUCUCCUGGGUGAAGAAGCUGCCCUUCUUCGGCGAGCUGUCCAUCGAGGACUACACCUGCCUGCUGAGCGCAACCUGGCAGGAGCUGCUGCUGCUCGCUUGCCUCACCAUCUACAGCGCGCAGGUGUUCGGCGAACUGGCCGACGUCACGGCCAAGUACAAGCCCUCGGACGACGAGCUCCAGGGCUUCAGCGAGGAUGGCAUGGAGGUGAUGGAGAGGCUGAUAUACCUGUUCCGCAAGAUCCACCAGCUGAAGAUCAGCAACGAAGAGUACGCCUGCAUGAAAGCCAUCAACUUCCUCAAUCAGGACAUCAGAGGCCUGUCCAAUGUCUCCCACCUGGAGCAGCUCAACAAGCGCUAUUGGUACGUGUGUCAGGACUACACGGAGUAUAAGUACCCCCACCAGCCCAAACGCUUCCCCGAGGUCAUGAUGUGCUUGCCGGAGAUCCGCUGUAUUGCAGGGAAACUGGUGAACGUGCCCCUGGAGCAGCUCCCCCUUCUGUUCAAGGCGGUACUGCACUCCUGCAAGUCCAGCGUGUCCGCCGGCGCCGACCCCGACAACUGAGCGACGCUCCCCGCUCCCUCGAACCCGCCCACCUGCACAUCGAGGGAUCCGCACCCCCACCCCCCUUUUUUUUUUGUGAAUGUGACAAGCAGCUAUUUUUUACUAUUGUCUCUAUAUAUUUAUUACACGACAGAGCUGAAUGUAUGACGACCUACGCGGUGCACAUGUUUCUGUACAAAGCGAAUGCACAAAAAAGUUUUGCAUUGCUCUUUGCAGUUUACGUUGUGUGUAUCUGAUUGUUUAAUGUUGCGCUGUUGCCAUUUUUAGGAGUAUUUUUUUAAUAGAUAUAUUUUAUUUCUUUGGGGAUACGGGCAAUUGUAUAACAAAAUUGUUUUAUUGAAAGACUACCUCAGGAACAUGUUAUUGCUAUUUCAGGUACCUUGUUUCCCCUUUGGAAAAAAAAGCCCCAGACUAUAAAUUAUACGAUCAGUAUUGUUCCCCCUCAAAUAGAAACCCUUUCAAAUGAUUAGAUGUGAGCCACUUUAAUUUCUAAGCAAGUCUUGUUUACUCCUUGUUACCAAAGAUCUUUGACAUGCCUUGUUGGGCCAACAAGGAAGCUGAAGUUUGCAGGAAUAGUCCAGUGUUAGAUAUGCAUUGCACCCCCCCACCCUCCCACCCCCACGUUUUUAUGAGAAUGUGUGACUUUUUGCAGAACAUCUCACUUGGCGGUUUGGCCUCGACUGGACGGUUCUGCGGUAUUUCAGCUGUAGUGUGACCGUUUAGGGACCUUCAGCGUUACCUGUUCUGCUGGAAUCCCCGGAAGUUUUAUGGAAGCGAAAAGGGGAGCUAAAACCAGUAAUUUAUUUGGUGUUUAUAAGUUACAAUAGGACAAUAAUGAAAAUAUACUUAGAUAGAUUGGACGGAUGCGCCGAGAGCUUCGAGCUGCACGGCGAUACUCAGAGGUCUCGGUUCUGCUGAAGGCUCUCCUCCGUGGUCGCCCGGGUUCAGCUCUCCUCUUUUAUUCGAUGGGAGACGAACGGUGUCCCCGGGCGCACCGAGUUAUACUUCUUGUUGUGGAAAAAUCUAGAAUAAAUGAAUACGGGUAUUUUCUGCUAUCCUGGACUCGGAAUGAGGGAAGGAUAUAAUGAGGAAGAUUUUUUUUUUUUUUUUAGUUCUUAGACCAAAGUUUAUAAAUGUUAUGCAAAGUGUUUUGAGUGGCCUUCAAAUGUGCGGCCGCUGCGAGAUCCAGCUCAGAAC